CUGGGUGAGUUUAUGGGUAUAUAACGGGCCUACAUAUUUCCUGGGUUCGUGUGCCUCGAUUGUUUGGGCCUGUAAAAAAAAAUAUCUUGUAAUGCAUUAUACAAGAAAUUAAAGUUGUCACAUAAACUAUGUCGUUUCUGCUCUCAUCGUGUCGUAUCACGGCCUCCAUCUCUCACUUGAAACCUUCAAAAUCAACCAUCACUACCACCCCAAGAACCAGUUAUAGUAGCAGUAAGAGUCGACUCAGCUGGAAAUCGAUGAGUCAAUCCACCGCCGAUUCUGCCAAUCCAAUGACGACGACAGCACCAAACAACGCGGCGAAUACAGAGUAUAACAAUACCGAUGAUGUUCUGAUACAAUACGUAGUUCUCCGACGAGACCUGAUUGACACGUGGCCGAUGGGUAGUGUAGUUACGCAGGGCUGCCAUGCCUCGGUGGCCGCCAUUUGGUCUCACAAAGACGAUCCGCACACUCUUCAGUACUGUAGCCCUGAAAAAAUGGAUUCAAUGCACAAGGUUACUCUUGAGGUGAAAGGCGAAACUCAGAUGGUGAAUUUGUCGGAGAAGCUGAGAGCCGGUGGCGUUGCUCAUAAGCUGUGGAUUGAGCAGCCUGAAAACAUUCCAACAUGCCUUGCUACGAAACCCUACCCGAAGUCCAUGGUGUCUUUGUACUUUAAGAAGUUGAAACUUUGUAAGUGAUGUAAUGAAUUCUUUUUUCCCUGAGGAAUCGAAUUGCCCCAUUGUUUUUCACCUCUUGUAAUUUGUUAUAAUCCGGUUAGUACUCCAUGGAAACCAGCCAUUGAAACUUUUCUCUCUGA
Mangifera indica (mango) is the source of this 817-nucleotide messenger RNA. RefSeq names its product putative peptidyl-tRNA hydrolase PTRHD1. The coding region runs from base 129 to 698 and encodes 189 amino acids. Gene Ontology annotation, molecular function: peptidyl-tRNA hydrolase activity. The transcript is spliced from 2 exons. Lineage: Eukaryota; Viridiplantae; Streptophyta; Magnoliopsida; Sapindales; Anacardiaceae. The record is from RefSeq and is a predicted model, not a curated record.